GCGUUGUCCAUUUCCGGAGGAUCACUGUAGCCGACCCACAAGAAAGAAAAUGGAGACCUGAAAUCGCACUGAGCGAAACAGUUGGUCGGUAUUCAGACAGCUUUGAAGUAACUAUUGGAUUGUUCGAGUACAUUACAGCUAACCUCACCGAACAGCAGCUGGAUUUUCUUGUAGAUUGGAGAGCAUCCUUCGACCUCCCUUCCUCCUGCAUCAAUGGAAGGGUCUGACAGUGGCGAGCAGAGUGGCAGUGACCUGCCAGAGUCUCAACGCAGGCGGCAGCUGGACCGCCUGGACCGGGAGGAGGCCUUCUACCAGUUCGUCAACAAUCUCAGUGAUGAGGACUAUCGUCUCAUGAGAGACAAUAAUCUUUUGGGCACCCCAGGAGAGGCAACACAAGAUGAGCUGUUCAGUAGACUACAACAAAUCAAAGAUGGCCCUGAACAACAGAGUGAAACUCCUAGUGUUGAAGAGCCUGCUGAACAACCAGAAAGCUCGGAGGACCCGGCCGGUGGGGACAGUCUCUUGGACUGGCUCAACACCGUGAGGCGCACAGGCAACACCACCCGGUCCGGUCACCGUGGAAACCAGUCCUGGCGAGCCGUCAGCCAGACCAACCCCAACAGCGGCGACUUUCGCUUCAGCCUGGAGAUUAGUGUCAACCGCAACCUGGCUGAGCAGCAAGCCGCAGCGGAGGGAGAGCAGGAGCAGCCAGAGCCGACGCCAGAGGGUCAAGAUGAGCCGGCGAGCGCUGAACCCCAAGUUCCCAUGGAGACGGAGGUGGUGGAAGAACCAGUCGUGGAAGAGUUGGCGGUCAUAGUGGAACCUGAGCCUACCGAGCCGAACCUGGAAGAGGUUGUUUCGCAAGAAGUUUUAGAAGAACCUCCCAGCCCUCCUGCUGCCCAGCCAGCGCAGCCAGCGCAGCCAGCGCAGCCAGCGCAGCCAGCGCAGCCAGCGCAGCCAGUGCAGCCAGCGCAGCCAGUGCAGCCGCCGCUCUGCGUUUCCCCACGCAGAGGACAGAGGAGGGCCCGCAGCCGCAGUCCAGAACCACGCAGGACUCGGGCCCGACUGGCCAGGAGCCGCUCGCCUCUCAGCCUGGAUCAGCUCGAUGGUCUCCCAAAUCCACGACACUCUUUCCGCUCUCAGAGCCCCAGUUCUUCCACUAGUUCCCCCACUGUGCCUCAAGCAGAGGGCAGCUCACGGACUCGACAGCACGUUCUCACCAGGCAGAGCACUGCCGACAGCGACGUUCAGCCGCCUCAGGCCGGUUCAGAACCGGUCCAAGAGGCCCAGAGUGUUGGCGCUCAGGAAGGAGAAGCAGCGGGAGAAGGUACCGGAGCCGAAGGAGGCGCAGCAGGCCGACGCCCGCCCACUAUCAUGCUGGACCUCCAGGUACGCCGCGUGCGUCCAGGCGAAUAUCGGCAGAGAGACAGCAUUGCCAGUCGUACACGCUCGCGGUCCCAGAACUCCAACAACACUUUUCUUUACGAGAGCGAGCGCGGCGGAUUUCGGAGGACUUUCUCACGUUCUGAGCGCGCUGGCGUGAGGACCUACGUCAGUACGAUCCGCAUUCCCAUCCGACGGAUCUCUGACGCGGGCCUGGGAGAGGCGACUUCAAUGGCCCUCCAGUCGAUGAUACGGCAGAUCAUGACCGGCUUCGGAGAACUCGGCUACCUCAUGGACUCAGACUCUGACUCAUCAGAUUCAAACCGCGGAGCGAACACACCCGCCGAGCUGGACGCCCUCAACAAUCUAGACGCGACGGCCGCCGACGCUCCCGCCGCCGACGUCGACGAACAACAGCUCGCUGCCGCAGUCAGGGGAAGGACAGUUGAGGCCGAAAUGGACGAGGGUCCGCCUGCUUCCGGGGGCAGGGCGGCUCGACCGAGGCCCCCCAUCAACCUGGAGGAGCCCAGCUCACUGCCCUUCCUCCGGCUGGCCCACUUCUUCCUCCUGAACGACGACGACGAGGACCAGCCACAGGGGCUGACCAAAGAACAAAUUGACAACCUCUCCAUGCGCAAUUUUGGGGAGAGUGACGCCUUGAAGACUUGCAGUGUCUGCAUAACGGAGUACGCAGAGGGGAACAAGCUGCGUAAGCUCCCCUGUUCUCAUGAGUACCACGUCCACUGCAUAGAUCGCUGGCUCUCCGAGAACUCCACUUGUCCUAUUUGCCGCAGGGCCGUCCUGGUGUCGGCCAACCGAGAGAGCGUGGUGUAGAGACUUCUGUCUCAAUCUAAGUAAAACAAUUAUUCCAAGUCUAGACAAGGCUUUAAGGAAACGUGUCUCCACUGUCGAAAUGUAUUUCCCUCAUACCGUUUGUGAGUUUGAUCAUAACGCAGUCACAGGUUCGAUCGGGGUGCACCGUACACUGACACCGAGGCGCCUUUCGUCUCAAACUAGAUAUCUAAUCCUGCAGUCCAAAGUUGGGCACAAGCAAUGCAUGCUGUUGAUCAUUGCGUAGCAGUGUUGCAUUGCCUUACGCCAUGCGCACAAGCAGACCGACAUGUCCUAAAGAAUUCUUCUGAUCAUAGAUCCUGCACACCACCAAGGUAGGCCAGGCACUUAAAGUCAGUUUUUUCUUCUUUUUUUUUUAUUAGCUCCUCAAGAGCGUCAUACAUACGUUAGUUGGGUAUAGGUACAGUUCUUAGUUAAACCAGGUCAAAGUAUUAGCUGUAAAUAAGCUUGUAAAAAAAUAAUUUUGAUGCAUAUUUUGUAUCGGUGAAUUGGUUUUUGGAUUCUAAAUCGUCUCAUAAGAAGAUUUGGGUCAUAGUGGCUGAAAUUACUUCAAUUUGAUUUUUAAGAUGUCGGUGGGAUCAAUUUACACAGCCGAAUAUUUACAGAUUCGUUCACAGGAUCUAGGACAUAAAGUAGUUGAUAGCUUGCACUUUCUCCUCUCUUUCACCAGGAAGAAACUACAACAUUUUCUAUUUUGAUGUGACAUUUACCCAUAUAUGCUGAUUCACUCUUGAAUAUUGCAUAAGAAUCAUACAUCGUCCCAGAUUACUAUUUGAAAAUUGUCAAGUGUAGUUUGGAAUUGUACAGCGUUUCCAUUUUGAUAAGUUAAACUUGUUUGCCACUAAACAUGUUGGAAAUUGCGAGUAUCUGAAAUUUGACAGAGAACAUGAGAGUUCCAGUUUCCCAUUUUGGAACAAACGUACCACCAGGCAUGACAUCUGAAAAAUAGAAGUCGCGUUUUGCCGUUUCCUUCCUCACAGAGAAAUAGUUUACAUGCACCGUGAUCAGCAUCGUCUUUUGUUGCUGUGAUUUUUUUUUUUUUUUUUUUCUUUUCAAUUUUGCUUUUCCAUCGAGAUAAGAAGUUUCCUUUAUCUACAGACUGAAACUCUUAUUGACCACAGAAUUUUGGACUUGAAGCU
Molecule: messenger RNA, 3374 nt
Organism: Salarias fasciatus (jewelled blenny)
Lineage: Eukaryota; Metazoa; Chordata; Actinopteri; Blenniiformes; Blenniidae
Gene: rlim
Product: ring finger protein, LIM domain interacting
Exons: 4
Coding region: 214-2217 (667 amino acids)
Biological process (GO): random inactivation of X chromosome; protein ubiquitination; ubiquitin-dependent protein catabolic process
Cellular component (GO): nucleus
Molecular function (GO): ubiquitin protein ligase activity
Source: RefSeq, a predicted model, not a curated record